Molecule: messenger RNA, 4509 nt
Organism: Peromyscus californicus insignis
Lineage: Eukaryota; Metazoa; Chordata; Mammalia; Rodentia; Cricetidae
Gene: Mia
Product: MIA SH3 domain containing
Exons: 4
Coding region: 4046-4441 (131 amino acids)
Biological process (GO): extracellular matrix organization
Molecular function (GO): protein binding
Source: RefSeq, a predicted model, not a curated record
UGCGAAGUACAAUAAGGAUGACUUGGACACAAGCAGUGGGGCAUAGCUUUGGUCUCCUCACAUGAAUGAUGAAUGGUUAACACAUACAAUGUGAACAAAAAUUCAAUUCACAUCCCUGGCAUGCUGAUAUGGAACUGAGUGAGACUGCAGUACUCAAAAUGACUUGUAAUUUGAAAUUUAAAAAAAUACUAAAGGACUGGAGAGAUGGCUCAGCAGUUAAGAGCACUGGCUGCUCUUUCAGAGGUCCUGAGUUCAAUUCCCAGCCACAUGGUGGCUCACAACCAUCUCUAGGGGUAUCUGAUGCCCUCUUCUGGCAUAAAUGCACACAUUCAGUUAGAGCACUCACCCAUAAAAUAAAUAAAUAAAGAUUUAAAAAAAAAUACUUCUAGGACUGGAGAGAUGGCUCAGAGGUUAAGAGCACUGGCUGCUCUUCCAGAGGUCCUGAGCUCAAUUCCCAGCAACCACAUGGUGGCUUAUAACUAUAUGUAAUGAGAUCUGGUGCCUUCUUCUGACCUCAGGGAUACAUGUAGGCAGAACACUGAAUAUAUAAUAAAUAAACCUUAAAAAAAGAAAAAAUAUUUCUGGAAUUUUCCAUUUAACAUUUCCAGGUUAUCUGAAACCAUAUUAAGCCAAACCAUAAAUAAGAAUGGUGAAGGGUUUCUGAAUAGCAAAAAUAAUGUUAUAAUACAAUAAUAUAUAAAUAAUAUAAUAUUAUAAAGAUAAAGACUGAGCCGGCGGUGGUGGCUCACAUCUUUAAUCCCAGCAUUUGGGAAGCAGAUGAAGGUGGAUCUCUGAGUUCCAGGCCAGCCUGGUCUGCAAAGCAAGUUCUAGGACAGCUAGAGCUAUUAUAGAGAAAUGAUAAAGGCUGCCUUUUGUUCGUUUGGGGGGAUGGCAAGAAAGUGGGGAGGGCUGGAAAGAUGACUCAGUAGUUAAGAGCGUUGACUGCUCUUGCAAAAUACUGGAGUUUGAUUCCCAGUACCCACAUGCCAGUUCACAAUUGUCUUACUCCACUCUCAGGGCAUCCAAGGGCAUCAGGCACACGUACACAACACACAUUCAGACAGAACAUAAAUUUCAUAAGAAAGGCCGGGAAAAGAGCCUUGUGUCAGCCCCCUGAGCCCACCCACCAUAGUCAACACUCAGUGUAUACAGUCCAUCCAGUCCAAUUCCUAUGAGCAAUGGAUCCUUCAGCAGUCGUCAGGGCUUGGAGGCAGACCCUCCCCAAGUCCAACCCUCCAAUGAAGUUCCACCUUUAAGUCAAACGACUCAAGGAUUUCUGACCCACCAAAAGGCUAAUGGUAAUUUUUCUUGCUGUUACUGGCAUCCUCACUCCUUAUAUCAGGUAAGCAUUCUGGCACCGCACACAUUGGAAGCACCAAGUGCUGGGUUCAAGUUACUGCAUUUGGAGUGUCUAAUACUCCAAAUGGGAAAUGGAAUUGUUUCUACAAUAUGACAAUAUGGUGAAUGAGCUAGCUGUGUAGAUCAGGCUGGCCUUGAACUCACAGAGAUCUGCCUGCCUCUGCCUCUGCCUCUGCCUCCUGAGUGCUGGGAUUACAGUUCCCUGUAUCAGAAGUUUUUGUUUGUUUUUAAUUUUAGGUUUAUUUUACUUUAUGUGCAUGAAUGUUUUGCCUUCAUAUAUGUAUAGGCACCACCUGUAAGCCAAGGUUGUGAGCCACCAUGUGGGUGUUAGGAACUUAAUCUGGAUCCUCUGCAAGAGCAGCAGUGCUCUUAACCUCUGAGGAGUUUUUGAGACUGUGUUGACUUAGAAGUCACCGAAUAACAAGAUGACCUUGAACAUCUAUCCUCUUACCCCUGUGUUGCUAGUGCUGUGUGGAUGGACCCCAGGGCCCAGUGGAUACCAGGCUAAGGACUCUACCAACUGAGCUACAUCCCCAGCCCCUUACUUCUUUAUUGGUCAAUUGUCUCCCAGAGGCCUUCAGAUUUUCAUUUCUUGAUGAAUCUUCACAGUGUUGAGAUUUGAAACUAGUAUAGUGUUUAGAGUGAAACAUCUACUGCAUGAAGAAGCACUUUCAUGUUUUAAAUUGGGAAUUCAAACAUAAAGACAACAUGCUGUCAUGUUCUCUGCUACCAGUUUCACUUCUCAGCCUGUGACCAAAGCUUUUCAAGUAAAUCUCCAUGAUGUAAGCUCUAAAUCCACACUGAUCUUGCUGUUUUUAUUUUUGUGGUGUUGGACAUUGAACCAGGGCUUUGUGCAUAUAUACCAUCACCCCCCCUUGUCAUAUAAAUGAUAAAUUGUCAUAGGUUAUUUUUUUGCAUUAGGGUUUACACCCAUGACUAGCAGGCACAGAACCCUAUCUUAGUUACUGUUCUAUUGCUGUGAGAGACACCAUGACCAAAGCAACUUAAAAAGAGCAUUUACGCCAUGCAGUGGUGGCUCACGUUUUUAAUCCCAGCACUUGGGAGGCAGAGCCAGGCGGAUCUCUGUGAGUCCGAGGCCAGCCUGGUCCACAGAGUGAGAUCCAGGACAGGCACCAAAACUACACAGAGAAGCUUUGUCUCGAAAAACCAAAAAAAAAAAAAUUUACUUGGGGGUUGCUUAUAGUUUAAGAGGAUUAAUUUGUUCAUAGCCAUUAUGUUGGAGAUCAUGACAAUAGGCUGGCAUGGUGCUGGAGUUUACAUCUGAUCUGCAAGAUGGAGGCAGAGAGAGAGAGCUGGGUUUUUUGAAAUCCCAGUGACAUACAUCUCCCAAUAAGAAAUCCUCCCUAAACAAGCCACCCACCAACCGGGAAGCAGACACUUAAAUUCUCACUCAAGCUGCCACAACCAUUAAGGUAUAUGAUUGCAUCAUUGUGAGGUCACUAAACAUGUACCUUGGCCUCUGGUCCCUUCUUAUCUGUUGAUGCGCUAUUCCUUCUGAGGGCCAUGUCAGGUCAGAUAACAGUGAUGCUUGGAGACCUCGAGACAAAUCUCCUUCCCUCCCUGGCUCAGUUACCUUGGACACAUGUUCCUUAACUUUAUAUACUUCAAUUCUUAAUGAACUGGGUUUGUCAUAGCCACUCCUGAGGCAAUGAAGGCUAUCCCUAAGGGAAAAAAAUACAUACUUGAUUCUAACCCUGAAUGUAGGUGCAUACCUUACCCUGCACUGGGAAGGCGGAGGCAGGUGGAUCUCUUGUAAUUUUGAGGCCAGCCUGAUCUAUAUAGGGAGUUCCAGGCUAGCCAGGGCUACAUAGUAGAACCUUGUCUCAAAAAGGAGUGAGCUGGAAUGAUGGAUGGUUCAGCGGUCAAGAGCAGAGCACUGGCUGGUCUUCCAGAUGUCCCAGGUUUAAUUCCCGGCACCCACAUGGUGGCUCACAACUGUCUGUAGCUCCAGUUCCAAAAGAUCCAACACCCUCUUCUGACCUUCAAGGCUACCAGGCACACAUGCAGUAAAAACACUCAUACACACUAAAACAAACAGAACCCCACCAGUAACAACACUUGAUGGAUGUUCUUGGCUUUCAUUGCUGCCUUCACAGAUGAGGGAGUUGAGGCUCUGAGGCUAGAAUAGCUUAGCUCGUGCCUUCCAUUGAGGAAGGAGCCUGGGAAGAUGCACAGUGAGCCAGGUGGGCCAGUGCCUAGCCUGAGGCCGGACAUUCAGUGUUUGCUCAGUACCUGGGAACAUGCUGUGGCUGCUAAUCAAAGAACUGCUUUGUUCUCAGACCUCUCAGCACAGGAAAUUCCAAGGUGGCUUUCUAUGCUGGCCUCUCUAGUUUGGUCUCUGGAGGGUCCGGGUACCUAAAAUGACUUGAAGAAGGAACCAGAUAGUCCAGCCUGCCUAUCUGGGUCUCUGAUUAUUGAGGGGGUGGCUGCUCCUUGGAGUGGCCUGGGUUGCUUUGGGCUCAGGUGGGCAUUUUCUUUGGCCCAUAGCCCUUACCCUGUCUCUGAAAUGGUUCUGGCUGAAUAACAACCUUGGGGAGUGGGUGGGGGGUGUAAUUUGGUUUGGGGCGGAGACAGGAUUGAGAACACAGUUUUCCUUGUGACUCAGCACAGAAGGAGGGCAGGAGGAGACUGGAGACCUCAUUCCUCACUUGGUCAUUCUCGGUCCAUGAUGGUGUGGUCCCCAGUGCUCGUUGGUGUCAUCUUCCUGUCUGUUUUCCCAGGGCCUAGCGGGGCUGAUCCUGACAUGCCCAAGCUGGCUGACUGGAAGCUGUGUGCGGAUGAGGAAUGCAGCCAUCCUAUUUCCAUGGCUGUGGCCGUUCAGGACUACGUGGCCCCUGAUUGCCGCUUCUUGACCAUAUACAGGGGCCAAGUGGUGUAUGUCUUCUCCAAGCUGAAGGGCCGUGGGCGGCUUUUCUGGGGAGGCAGUGUUCAGGGAGACUACUAUGGAGACCUGGCUGCCCGCCUGGGCUAUUUCCCCAGUAGCAUUGUUCGAGAGGACCUGACUCUGAAACCUGCCAAAAUUGAUGUGAAGACAGAUAAAUGGGAUUUCUACUGCCAGUGAGCUCAACCUGCUGUUGUCCCUGCUGUUUACCUUCUCGACUUUAUGCAAAUACAACAGCCAACUGCAAA